This is a messenger RNA of Monopterus albus (swamp eel), 1441 nucleotides long. RefSeq names its product zinc finger protein 239-like. The record is from RefSeq and is a predicted model, not a curated record. The transcript is spliced from 2 exons. Gene Ontology annotation, biological process: embryo development; regulation of transcription by RNA polymerase II. NCBI's taxonomy places the organism in Eukaryota, Metazoa, Chordata, Actinopteri, Synbranchiformes, Synbranchidae. Gene Ontology annotation, cellular component: nucleus. The coding region runs from base 147 to 1262 and encodes 371 amino acids. Gene Ontology annotation, molecular function: RNA polymerase II transcription regulatory region sequence-specific DNA binding; DNA-binding transcription factor activity, RNA polymerase II-specific.
UUAACGUUGGAUGCCACCCGCCAUUAAAUCAAAGAAGAAGAAGAAUUUGUGCUCGCGAUACUUGUGAACUUCCGAGACUCUGUGAGAUCACGAGAACACGGAGGUGAUGUUAGAAGCGCAACGGGGUGACAAACUGAUUUAACAACAUGGAUUUCAUUGAUCACAACUACUGCAGAGGUGGAGUGAAGGAGGAGGACCGGGACGCCGAGUUCACUGAUCAUGACUACUACAAAAGUGGACAAAAAGAACACGACCAGGACCCGUAUUUCACCGACCAGGAGUACUACGAGAGCGGGACAGAUCAGGACGUGGAUUUCGUUGAUUAUGCGGGUCCGUCCUCUGGUCCCAGCGAUCAACAGAUGCAGAGCGGCACACAGAUACCCAAAGGUCACCGCUGUCAGCAAUGUGACCAAACCUUCAAAAGACCAACACAUCUAAAGAUUCAUCAGAGAAUUCAUGCUGGAAAGAAAGUGUAUAACUGUGACCAAUGCGGGAAAAUGUUUGCUUGUACAAGCAUACUAAAUAUGCAUCAACGAAGCCAUACAGGAGAGAGGCCAUACAGCUGUGACCACUGUGGGAAAAGAUUUACUCUGAAAGGUGCCCUAAAAAUUCACCGGCUAAUUCAUACCGGAGAAAAACCAUAUAGCUGUGAUCAGUGUGGAAAAGCUUUUUCUCAGAAAAGUUAUCUAAAAUCCCAUCAACUAAAUCACAGUGGAAAGAGACCAUACAAGUGUGAUCAGUGUGGAAAAUGCUGUAUUCGGAAAAAUGACUUAAAAAUCCACCAACGGGUUCAUAUUGUAGAGAGGCCAUACAGCUGUGAUGACUGUGGAAAAACUUUCCCUCAUCAAAGUUAUCUAAAAUCCCAUCAACGAAUUCACAGUAGAAAAAAACUGUACAAGUGUCGCCAGUGUGGAAGAUCUUGUUCUUGGAAAAGUGCGCUCAAGAUCCAUAAACGUAUUCAUACAGGAGAGAGGCCAUACAAGUGUGACAAAUGUAGGAAACGUUUUGCUCAGAAAAGUACCCUGAAAACUCAUCAACUAGUUCAUUCUGGAGAAAACCCAGUGAGACCGUAUGAAUGUGGCCAUUGUGGAAAAACUUUUAUUACGAAAAGUCACCUUAAAACCCAUCAACAAAUUCAUACUGGAGAGAAACCGUACAGCUGUGACAAAUGUGGAAUAUGUUUCACUCAAAAGGGUUCCCUAAAACGACAUGCACGCAUUCACACUAGGAGAAUGUACAUUAAAUACACCAACAUCAAAUAGUCUGAAACCCUGCCAACACAUUUUCGAGCUCUGAACAGACCAGGCCAGCCAUUUUCUCCUGCUUUGUCUUUAUCUUUAAUGUGUCCUGACUCACUGUGACUGAUAAUAAAAAUGUUUAUAACUCACUCUGACAAACAGUAAAUAAACAUUUGUCACCAAAUUUCGUAUUACUCUGUUAA